AUGCAUUUAGAUGACCCUCUUAUGUCCCUCCUCGACGAGACUACUCGGUAUUACUUAGACUAUUAUAGCAGAUGCGUUUGCAAGCUCUUUAUUAUGUAUGACAGCACCGUGAAUCCGUUAAGAAACGUAAUAGCAGCUGCAUUCGACAGUCCACUCUUAUUGUCUUCUAUUAUUGCACUUUCAGCACGUCAUAUGGCAAAUACAGGGCUCUCAUUUUCUCAAGGUGAAAUGGUAAUUUCUUCAACAACUUUAACAGCCGCCGACCGGAUCGCUCUCCGCUUCAAACAUAAGACGCUACAAGGGCUUUCAGAUGCUGUAAAUAAUCCUACGUUGCGCGCACUGGACACAACGGCCACUAGCGCCUUUUUGUUAAUGUUUCUUGAUCUCCUUGAAUCAGGAAGCGGCACCUGGAAUAUACAUCUGGAGGGAGUCAAGAAAAUAAUCACUCAGAUUGAACCACCCACUAAGCCAAAAGGAACAACACAAGGAGAUCUUAAUUCAUAUAUUAUAAGCAUACGAGACUUCAUCACUAGGCAGAUUUACGUGAUCGAAAACCUCGGACCAACAUACACGAAUCCCAAAAUAUUGUCAAAUACGUCUAUCCCUUUGCAAGCUGUUAAAAGGCCACUACAAAAAAAGCUGGAACAUUCGUACUUGGGAUGCCCUGAGUAUAUUUUAGACGCUCUUGGGACCUUUUCUUCUUGUCGAGAUUUUCUCGUGUCCUCGCAGCCGAAGAGCGAGGUUAGCCUUGAUACACGUAUUCAGAAAGUGCAUUACAUUCAAGAGCUUUCUAAGUUAGCAGAGUCCUAUAAAUUAGGGGCUCAGAUAUAUGGCAGACGCAUUCUUGAUGCUCUUAUUGGAGAGGAAACCACUCAGGACCACCUCGUGCGUCGGCUUAUUGGCGUCAUUCAUGAAUUAAAGAGUGACGCCAACUUGUUCAAAUGCAUACUCUGGCCAAUGGUCAUUGCAGGAUUGGAAUCCCAUCAAGAGAUGCACAGAGAGUUUAUAUCAAGUUGCCUGGAGAAAUUUUGGCUUGAAACAAGAUGUUUGAAUGUGGUGAAUACUGGCACUAUACUUCGUAAGUUGUGGCAGUGGGAAGAACGGGAAGUGUCGACCCCGACGCAUUGGAUAUUCAGGAUUGGUCAAUUAGGGGGCGACUGGCUCCUUGUAUAA
Molecule: messenger RNA, 1173 nt
Organism: Trichoderma virens Gv29-8
Lineage: Eukaryota; Fungi; Ascomycota; Sordariomycetes; Hypocreales; Hypocreaceae
Exons: 4
Coding region: 1-1173 (390 amino acids)
Biological process (GO): positive regulation of transcription by RNA polymerase II
Cellular component (GO): nucleus
Molecular function (GO): DNA-binding transcription factor activity; transcription cis-regulatory region binding
Source: RefSeq, a predicted model, not a curated record